Messenger RNA from Oryzias melastigma (Indian medaka), 2438 nucleotides. RefSeq names its product carbohydrate (keratan sulfate Gal-6) sulfotransferase 1 (gene chst1). Gene Ontology annotation, molecular function: N-acetylglucosamine 6-O-sulfotransferase activity; keratan sulfotransferase activity. The coding region runs from base 707 to 1993 and encodes 428 amino acids. The record is from RefSeq and is a predicted model, not a curated record. The transcript has 2 exons. NCBI's taxonomy places the organism in Eukaryota, Metazoa, Chordata, Actinopteri, Beloniformes, Adrianichthyidae. Gene Ontology annotation, cellular component: Golgi membrane. Gene Ontology annotation, biological process: carbohydrate metabolic process; keratan sulfate proteoglycan metabolic process; N-acetylglucosamine metabolic process.
CACGCCAUGGUGUUGGGAACGUGUCCCUCUGCAGACAGGAUGCAGGUCUGACCUGCUGGAGGAUGGAGUGAGUCCCUGCAGGAAAUUCUUCAAUGCAAAUCAAACAUUUGCACAAUCACAGGAUCGUGUGGUGGAAUCACGCUGACCCGUGCUGGAUGAGUGAUGGGAGCUGAUUUUUGCGUUCGUGGAGGAGAGUGAAAGUGACUGUUUGGCGCGCGUGGGGGAGGGGAGAGAGAGAUAGGGGGAGAGAGAGAGGCAGGUGGAAAGGGGGAGGGCCGGGGGGUGGUCCAGACAGUCGGUCCUUGUGUCGCUCUACCUCACACGCUCAGCCUGUGAAGAGGACUCCGUCCGUGCGUCCGUCGGCCGCUCUCCGCGCGCGCUCUCCCCGCCUGGCCGCUCAACAACACCGUCACUCCGGCUCUCCCCGUUCACCAGCCGCCGAACUUCAACGCCAUCAGAGGGGAGAAUGGGACGCGUUCAUUCCCUCCUGACCGGGGAAGCGACUGAGGACUAAUCGGAGGAAACAGCAGCAGAAACGGCGCUCUGCGCGGCACCAGAAACUAACCAGCGAGCUCCAGGAGCCUGGGAUCCCUCACCAGCGAGCUCCAGGAGCCUGGGAUCCCUCCGUGACAUUGUCUGGCUUUAUUCUGGGCUUUCAAAGGAGGACCUGGAGAAGACGCAUGUGUCUAGAUGAAGUGGUUCAGCCAUGCAAUGUUCCUGGAAGUCAGUGAUUCUGCUGGCCUUAGCCUCCAUUGCCAUCCAGUACACAGCUAUCCGGACACUUACCUCCAAGCCGUUCCAGCUCUGCCCACUGCCCAGCCCCCAGAACUGCGGUGUCGGGGCUCAGGAGACAGACCCAUCCUUUGAGCGAGGAACAGCAGGAGGGGGAGGUUGUGACGACUACUCCUACUUCACAGUUAACUCCACCCGAAAACUGCACAUUCUAGUCUUAGCCACCACACGAAGUGGAUCCUCCUUCGUCGGCCAGCUGCUGAAUCAGCACCAGGAUAUAUUCUACCUGUUCGAACCCCUUUUUCACGUGUACGCCACAUUGGUUCCACGUCAGUCACACACUCGCAAUCCAGCAGAGCGGCGUGUGACUUUAGGUGCCAGUCGAGACCUUCUUCGUAGCCUGUAUGGCUGUGACCUGUACUUCUUGGAAAACUACAUCAAACCCACUCCUUCAAAUCACACCACAGACAAGCUGUUCCGUCGCGGCGCCAGCCGGGCCCUGUGCCAGCAACCUGUGUGCGAUGCCUUCGGUCCUAGUGAUCUAAACGUGGAAGAAGGAGAUUGUGUAAAGAAAUGCACAACUCUAAACAUGACCCUAGCGACUGAAGCGUGCCAGGAGAAGCGGCAUGUUGCCAUCAAAGUUGUUCGGGUACCAGAGAUUGGGGAUCUCAGAGCUCUGGUUGAAGAUCCUCGACUGAAUAUUAAAGUAAUUCAGCUAGUCAGAGACCCUCGUGGCAUCCUGUCAUCACGGAUUGAGACGUUCAGGGACCCAUAUCGUCUGUGGCGCAUUUGGAGGGCCACGGGGAGGAGGCCCUAUAAUCUAGACCUGAAUCAGCUCACAGUUAUUUGUGAAGACUUUUCCAGCUCAGUUUCCACGGGUUUGAGCCACCCCCAUUGGCUUAAAGGGAAAUACAUGGUGGUUCGAUACGAGGAUUUGGCUCGAAAUCCACUUCUCAAGACACAGGAGAUGUAUGACUUCCUGGGAUUGUCUAUGGAUAAAAAUGUGAAACACUGGAUACGUACAAACACUCAAGGCAGCAAUGAGCCUUCAGCUAAACACAAGUUUGGCACAGUGAGGGACUCGGCAGCGAACGCAGAAAGUUGGCGUUUGAAACUAUCUUAUGACAUUGUAGAUUUCACGCAAACAGUUUGUCAGAAGGUACUUAAUCAGUUGGGAUACAAGGCUGUGAAGUCAGUCGACGAACUGAAAAAUAUGUCCUUCUCGCUGGUACAGGACAAAGCCUUUGUACCGUUUUUGUAACAAAGAUAGUUCUUUAAUGACUAUUUUUGAUAUAUUUAUAACUGUUGCCUUAUGAAGUCCUUGGUUCAUUUCAUUUCCAUGGUUUUGUUUGUUGAAGAUUUGCACUAAAUGAAGUGAAUGCAUCACAGAAAGAAAGCAGGGGUGAGUCCCUUUUGAAACUACAGCACAUUAUCAAAAGAAGCUAUCCAUCAAUUCACAAAUACUAUUGUUUUGUUCCCGAUGAGUAGAAUCAGUUCCAGGCAGUUUGAUCAUUUAUCUUCUGUAUGCAAAACACUAUCUCUGCAGAGUUAAAAAUAUAUGAUCUUAAAACCAGGAGUCAGAAGGGAUUCCAAAAAGCCGACAUGUUUUUUUUUCUUUUCAUAUAUUUUUUUUCUUUGAGAUCUGUGAUGGCGAAUUUCAACUGUACAAGAUCUAUUGUGCAAUAAAUGGUGAAUGUCGCAGUCAA